Messenger RNA from Tachysurus vachellii, 4435 nucleotides. RefSeq names its product FERM, ARHGEF and pleckstrin domain-containing protein 1. The coding region runs from base 285 to 3314 and encodes 1009 amino acids. Gene Ontology annotation, cellular component: cytoskeleton. Gene Ontology annotation, molecular function: cytoskeletal protein binding; guanyl-nucleotide exchange factor activity. The transcript is spliced from 26 exons. The record is from RefSeq and is a predicted model, not a curated record. NCBI's taxonomy places the organism in Eukaryota, Metazoa, Chordata, Actinopteri, Siluriformes, Bagridae.
CGAGAUUAAGGUUGCUGGUGUGUGUAAACCAGAAGAGGUUUAGUUAGUACGGUGUGUGAGUCUGUAUUUGAGUUGAGAGGACAUGUGUAAUGAGAGUCAGUGUGUCAGUUCUGCCUCCUGACUUGGGCAGGAGCUGUAGGAGCUGUAGGAGCUGUAGGCAGCCACGUCUCCAUUGAGCACUGCAAUAGGUUCCAUAUGAAGUCGGACGAGUGGAAAGACGCAGCUCUUCUUACUUUUCGACGCUAAAACACGACAUCCUGCCAGUGGAGGGAGUGAGGAAGACUAUGGUGGAGCAGGAGCCAACGUCCUCGGCAGGGCAACGGUUGGGUGCCCCGGAGUCACUGGGCAUCAGCACACUGGAAUCGGGCCAAAGGCCGCCAGCCAUGGGCACCGGCCGACACACAGCCAUAAGGGUGCGAAUGCUGGACGAUUCCGAGGAGAUAUUCGACGUCUCUCAGCGAGCAUCAGGCAAGGAUUUGUUUGAGAUGGUGUGUACUCACCUCAAUUUGGUCGAGGGAGAUUACUUCGGUCUGGAGUUCCAAGACCAGCAUAAGAUGACGGUUUGGCUCGACCUUCUAAAACCCAUCAUAAAGCAGAUCAAACGCCCCAAGCACACAGUUCUGCGGUUCGUGGUGAAGUUUUUUCCUCCUGACCAUGCCCAGCUGAUGGAAGAGCUGACCAGGUAUCUUUUUGCACUCCAGAUCAGGCAAGACCUGGCCAGUGGUCGGCUGACCUGCACCGACAGCAGUGCUGCCAUGCUAGUCUCCCACAUCAUCCAAUCUGAGAUUGGAGAUUUCGAGGAGAUUCAGUGCAGGCAACAUCUCCUCAAUAAUAACUACAUUCCUGACCAGAUGGCCCUCAUGGACAAGAUCAUGGAGUUCCACCGUAAACAUGUCGGUCACACUCCAGCAGAAUCAGACUACCAGUUGCUGGAGGUGGCACGUAGGCUGGAGAUGUACGGCAUCAGACUGCAUCCCGCUAAAGACAGAGAGGGGACCAAACUCAGCCUCAGUGUAGCCCACACAGGAGUGCUAGUAUUUCAGGGUCACACCAAGAUCAAUGCCUUUAACUGGUCUAAAGUGCGCAAGCUCAGCUUCAAGAGGAAGAAGUUCCUUAUCAAACUCAGACCUGACCUCAACCAGAGUGCGUGUCAGGACACUCUGGAAUUUGUUAUGGCGAGUCGGGACUGUUGUAAAAUCUUCUGGAAGAUCUGUGUGGAGUACCAUGCUUUCUUCAGGCUCUUUGAAGAACCCAAGCCCAAACCUAAACCUGUCCUUUUCAGCAGAGGAUCAUCCUUCAGGUUCAGCGGCCGGACUCAGAAGCAAGUGAUAGAUUAUGUAAAAGAGGCUGAGUUUAAAAAACAUCCUUUCUACAGGAAACACAGUAAAGUUCAGUUCAACAGCAGCCUGUCUCCCUUGCCUUCUCCUGCACACUCACAAGUGCCAAAUCAAGCUGAUAGGCGAAGCUGGAAGGAGCCAGCGUUGGUUAGUUCUGAGGAUUCAGCUGCACUAAGGAUUCGUGGAAGCCCCCCUCCAUCGUCUCAGCAGAGUGACGGCGUGUUAUCUGAAGAGUGUGUCAGGCAGCAGAGUGGCGAGCUCAGCACUGCAGAAGCACCAGGUUUGUCCAUGUCUCUGGUGAACGGUCAUCGCCGUGCACAUGACCUGAACGGCAUGAGUUCGAGCCCGGAUGAUCAGCAGCCAUCACCUCUCACGUCCCCGCUCCUGAACGACGCCAGCAUUCUGCGCACAGAUGAUGAAGAGGAGAAUAGGAGGAAGAGAUUUCCGACGGACAAAGCUUACUUCAUUGCCAAAGAGCUGCUCACCACGGAGAGAACCUACCUGAAGGAUCUGGAGCUCAUCACUUUGUCAUUUCAGAGUGUACUGGCUAAAGAGGAGUGUGCUCCAGAUUCUUUAAAGAACCUUUUGAAAUCCAGCUUUGAACCGCUUCACACCUACCACUCUGAAUUCCUUAAAGAGCUGGAGCAGAGACUUGCACUGUGGGAAGGCCGCUCAAAUGCCCACAUUAAGGGGGAUUACCAGCGUAUCGGGGACAUCAUGCUGAAAAACACCCAGGGACUGAAGCUGUUGACGGCUCAGCUGCAGAAGCACUCAGAGUGUGUGAGCGAACUGGAGACGGCAUGUCGUUCCUCCGGGCGGCUGGAAACUGUGUGUCGAGACUUUGAGCUGCAGAAAGUGUGCUAUGUGCCCUUAAAUGUGUUUAUUCUGAGGCCACUGCACAGACUGCUGCAUUAUAAACAGAUCCUGGAGAGACUCUGCAAACACUACCCCGCCACACACUCCGACUUCAGAGACUGCAGAGCUGCACUGGCUGAUGUGACCGAACUGGAGUCUGUGCUCCACUCCAGCAUGCUGAAGACUGACAACUACCAGAGACUGCUGGAGCUGCAGAAGGAUUUGAUUGGGGUGGACAAUCUGGCAACCCCAACACGCGAGUUCAUCAGACUGGGCUGUCUAAGCAAACUUUCUGGGAAAGGCUUGCAACAACGCAUGUUCUUUUUGUUUAGUGAUGUGCUGCUGUACACAAGUCGGGGGAUUACAGCGUCCAAUCAGUUUAAAAUACACGGCCAGCUUCCUCUUCGUGGAAUGACAAUCAGGGAGAGUGAAGAGGAAUGGGGUGUCCCUCACUGUUUCACACUGGUCACACAGCGUCAGUCAGUGGUGGUAGCAGCAAGUUCUGUAUCAGAGAUGGAGAAAUGGAUGGAGGAUUUAAAGAUGGCUGUAGAUCUAGCUGAAGACUCUAACGGACCAUCAGUAAGCCUGCUGUCCAACAGCAAUGACGUCAAGUCUGCAGGGGAGUGGGCCUCGGAGGUCGAGUCAGAGGAUGACAUGGCUGGGUCACGCACAUCAUUGGAACGCCAUGGCAACAGCUCAGCACAUCACCGUGGCAACACCAUGGUUCAUGUUUGCUGGCAUCGCAACACCAGUGUUUCUAUGCUGGACUUUAGCAUAGCGACGGAGAACCAGCUGUCUGGGAACCUGCUACGGAAAUUUAAAAACAGUAAUGGCUGGCAGAAGCUCUGGGUGGUUUUCACCAACUUCAGCUUGUUCUUCUACAAAACACACCAGGAUGAGUAUCCACUAGCCAGUCUGCCACUGCUGGGUUACUCAGUAACCGUUCCAGCUGAGUCAGAAAACAUCCACAAGGACUAUGUGUUCAAACUCCACUUCAAAUCCCACAUCUAUUAUUUCAGAUCAGAGAGCGAGUACUCCUUUGAGCGGUGGAUGGAGGUGAUCCGCAGUGCCACCAUCUCAUCCAGCAGAAUCCGUUAUCUCAACCGCAAAGAGCCCUAUUGAGCCCGACAGCCUUAGGGAGCAACCGUGUGUGUGUGUGUGUGUGUGUACAAGUGUAAUCUGAUCUUGAUGAUCAGUUUGUGUUAUCUCUUUAAAACAGAAUCACCUUUUGUGACAUUAACGUUUUUUCUAUCAUAAUUUUACACACCAUAAGACAUUUUUUGAUCAUGUCUGACCGUCUCAUGGAGAGUCCUGGUGCUUUUUUUUAAUGGUGACAUGUCUGCUGCACAUCGUAUUUUUCUGCAUAUCCGCUUUUUUCUGCAUUUUUCCUGCAUUUUUACUGGGCUGUUUUGCCUCUUUUAUAGAAUCUCAUUUUAUAUACUAUUAUUAAUUAUCUAUCUUUGUGCACUCUGUUUGCCAUAAGUGUCACUUGUUAUUUCAUAACGGAGGCCUAUCAAAAAGUACAUUCAUGUAUGUUUUAUUUCUGUGAAAUUGAUCAUUUUUAUUAACAGACCUCUUGGAACCCAUUUGUUUAUGUGCCAUUUCAGAUGUCUUUCAUCUAAAUACAGAUUCAAUUUAUUGAAAAGAGCCUUCGUACAUUAGGUUUUAGAGAGGUUUUUAAAAAAAUCUAGGCUUUUAACAUUAUUCAACAGUUUGGAUGUAAUUUGUUAAAUUGAAGAAUUUAUAAACAAGAAGUUUUCACAAGAAGAUAAAAAGUACAUUGAAACUUAUUGUAUGGUUUUAUUUCAUUAAAUUAGUGUUGAUAAUGACAUUUUCUUAAUUCAGGGUUGUUAAAUCUUGCUGCCAUUUUAGGAAAUAAAAUCAUAUUCUUAAAGCUACAGUAUAGAUAAAAUAGCCAUGCUUCACUUUCAACAAUUAGACACUAUAUUAUAUGAAGAAUGCCACUGAGGAAGUAAAGCUUUAAAAAGUAGAAUUAUACAUGAUUUUGUAGUUUCAUACGUAUUAUUUACGCUCAGAUGACAAGUCUGCGUCAUAAGAAGUUGAGUUGUGGCUUAUCUGUGAAGAAGAUGGUGGUGGGGGAUGACUUUGGCAAGGCAUGUCUAAUAAAUGUCUAUUACUUUACUUUGGACAGAGGAAGAAAUGUUUCAUAUUCCAGAUUAAUAAAAGAGAGAAACAGAGUGUUGUAUGGUUAUGUAAGCAAUAAAAACACUUUUGAACAUCCA